UAGAGACAGAUAGCAAUCACGUGAUCGACAGAUUUCGCUACUUAGCACGAGCUAUUUUUCCGGAUUUCUGAACGCCGUCAGAUAAUUAUCUUCGUUUACACAUUAUUGUCUAUCGAAACAAAAUGGCCGACGGGGCAGACGAUUCAGGGUCGAAACAAAAAUCACGAAUAAAGGGCAAGUUUGUAAGUCGUAUAAAAUCAUGGCGGUCUUCUAGAUUAAAACAUAUGAACAAGCAAAGGGAUGUAGGUGAAAUAGAGAACGAUCAUGACUAUUUCUAUGACAAAAAUGCCGCCUGUCCACCAGCUCCGUCGCCGGACGAUGUGCCUGACGUUGCUUUGCAUUUGGAUGUCGAGGACCACGAUUCAGAAGAUGUCCAAUGGUAUGAUGGAAGAAGAAUUGUGGAAAUUAAACAUUUAGCCGAUCAACUGUAUUGUUGUAAAUGCCGGUCACAAUUACACCUCUCUGACAUAGUGAAUGAAACAAGAUACGGACUCGGCAGCGUGUUUAACAUUAUCUGCAAGAAUGACUUGUGUUGCCAUACGAAUCAGGUGUCAACUGGGAAAAGGAACAGCAAAGGUGCUUUUGACAUCAACACCAAAGUAGCUAUCGGCAUGAUUCAUUCUGGAAUGGGUCCAUCUCAUGUUGUUAGCUUUUUAAGUGCAUGCAACAUCCCACCAAUCGACCCAAGUACAAUCAAGAAGAAAGAAAAAGAAAUUUAUCCAUCUUUUAAAAGGCAGGCAUCAGAGUCAUGCAAUAAUGCAUUAGCUGAGGAGUGUGAAGCCAUUGAGCCAAACGAGCUUGAGUGCAGUUUUGAUGCAGGGUGGCAGACUAGGGGGUCUGGGUGGCAGUAUAGUAGUAACUCAGGACAUGCUAGUCUUGUUGGAGUACAAACUGGAAAAAUCCUUGACUUUGAUGUGAGGAAUAAGAAGUGCAGCACCUGUCAAUAUUACUCAGGAAGGAAUGAAACUGUCCCUAACCACAAAUGUAACUCAAACUGGAGAGGAUCCAGCAAGGCCAUGGAACCAGACAUGGCCUCAGCCAUGUUGAGGAAUCUUCGGACCCAUGGUUAUGAGGUAAACGCACUUCAUGGAGACAGUGACUCGACAACAAUGGCUAGAUUAAAACCAGAAUUUAAGGAAUUAAAGAAGAGAAAUGACAAGAAUCACUUUAAGAAAAACCUAUCAAAGGAAUUCUACAAACUCUCUCAGACUCAUAAAGAACUGAAGACAGCGGGAGUUAUUCCAUAUUUGACUCGUUGCUAUAUGUACCCUAUCUCCAGUAAGUGUGCUACAGCAGAGGAACUUGCCAAUAAGUUGCAAGUUAUUGUGCCCCAUCUGUAUGGAGACCAUAGUCACUGCCAUUCAGCAAAAUGGUGUACAUAUCACAAAUCACCAUCAACUUACAGGUACAAGCACCUACCUCAAGGCAAACCACUUCACAAUGAAGCUUUAAGAAAUGAGUUGAAUGAGACAACUAACAGGUUGCAGAAAAGGGCAUCAGAGCUGAUAUGCAUGGGCUCAACUCAAGCAAACGAAAACUUCAAUAAUAUUGUUGCGAGUAAAGCACCUAAGAAUAGGUCUUAUGGAAACACAUGCUCUUUGGCCAAUCGAGUAUCAGCUGCAGUUUUACAAAAGAAUAUUGGAUUUACAUAUGUCAGUAAGAUCAAUGAAGAUGCAAUGCUAUCACCAGGAAAAGUAACAAAGAAAAAGGGAAUGGUAAUGGACAAAAGAAAGCUGUGGCAUAAAAGACAGAACUCAAGAAUAACUCAAAAAUGCAGACGCCUACUGUUAAAGAAAAAGAAUUUCCAACAGGAGACAGUGAAGACUGUAAAGGAGGGACAGACGUAUCAGACGAAUGCAAGUGCUACAAUGUCUCCUGACAUUGAAUCGAUUCCAUCCAUUGCAACUCUCUCCAAGGAGACAACAUUCAUUGCUUUUGACAUUGAAGCAACAGGGUUGUCAAGGUCCUCUGAUAUUACACAGCUCUCUGCAAAUGAUGGCAAGGAUUCCUUUAAUGUUUACAUUGAUCCGCGUCAGCCAAUAAGCCAAAAAGCAACUGAUAUCACAGGGCUGUCCUACUGUUUCCAAAAGAAUCAAAUGUAUCGAUAUGGAAAAGAAAUAGACAGUGUUCACAUCCAUCAAGCCUUGCUUAGUUUUUUAGAUUUCCUUAAAUCAAAGAGUUCCCCUGUCCUCAUAGGACACAAUAUUGGAUCGUAUGAUGUUCCAAUUUUGUCCAGAUUACUGGAAGAGUUUGGACUUUUGGCUGCAUUUCUACAGUUAAUCAGUGGGUGCAUAGACACUUUAAAACUAGCAAGGAAAGUCUUCUCCAAAAGUGAAAUUCCAAACUACAAACAGUCCACUCUGGUUAAAGCAUUUCUUGGAAAGGACUAUGAUGCACAUAAUGCCUUAGAAGAUGUGAAGAGUUUGUACCAGUUGUUUGAAGAAAAACUGCACAGUCAUUGCAGAAAUGUGGACAUAUUUCCCUUUCAUUUGGCAAAAUUGGAAGCCAGCUAUGCAUCACUGGUUUUGGAAAAGAAAAUUUCAAAGGCUGUAGCAAGACGGCUUGCAAACUCUGGACUUGGGUUAAACCAUUUACAUCUUUCAUUCAAGAGAGAUCGAAAUGCUGGUGUUAAAAGCAUUCUUCAGGAGCGUGGUUUUAAAGGGAAGACUGUACGUUGUUUCCAAACUUUCCUUGAGGACACACAUUCAGAAGAAUAAGAUUGUUUAAUUGUAAUUGAUUAUAAGAUUAUAGAAUAAUUGUAAUUGAUUAUAAGAUUAUAGAAUAUGUGUAUAAUCUAUGCACACUCAGACUUUAAUUCUAAUGUUGAA
This is a messenger RNA of Magallana angulata, 2828 nucleotides long. RefSeq lists its product as uncharacterized. The transcript has 8 exons. Lineage: Eukaryota; Metazoa; Mollusca; Bivalvia; Ostreida; Ostreidae. Gene Ontology annotation, biological process: DNA catabolic process. The record is from RefSeq and is a predicted model, not a curated record. Gene Ontology annotation, cellular component: cytoplasm. The coding region runs from base 123 to 2717 and encodes 864 amino acids. Gene Ontology annotation, molecular function: nucleic acid binding; 3'-5'-DNA exonuclease activity.